CUCUGGGGACUCGCAGAGAGGAGGGCGAUUUCCUCAAUUUGGGCAACAUCUGUCGACAUGGAAGGCCAGGGACAGCCAAGCGCACCUUCCCCGGCCUGGAGCAAAGGUCGCUGAAGAGGAAAAGGAACGCUGGCGGACGCUCCCAGGGCCAGUGACUCAUAGAAACUCUCUGUCCCCCAGAGGAAAAAGGACAGGUCAUGAACGAAGCCACCAUGGAAGGAGAACAAGCGCCCACCAGAGGUGUUGAUCCUAAUCAUGGAGAGAGAGGAAGGGACAGAGAAGGGGAGCCGCAGUCCUCUACAGAGAGCCCUGCUGCCUCUGCUGGGCUCACAGGUCCACUUGCUCAGCACAAAUCCAACCUGCAACAGGAGAGCCAUCCCACGCUUCUCACGGGCAUUACCAACCCUGGCUUUGUGGACGAGCCUCCGCCCUACUCUCCUCCAGACCCGAAGACAGUUCACCUGAUCUACCCAGCCUUCCAGGGCAACGUCUCCGAUCAGGGGCCCAUCUUCUUCCAGCCGACAGCCCUGAACUCCCAGCUGCACUUCUUGUCUGGAUCUGGACCCUACCCCUUCACCAUUUACAACAGCUCCCUUCUCAGCGAGAUCCCAAGAGAUCCCAACCCCAGGAGGCCGCCGCCCAAAGAUUACUUUGUGGAAUCCGUGAUGGUGACGCUCUUCUGCUGCCUGCUGACCGGUGUGGUUGCCCUUGUGUAUUCUCAAGAGACACGCUCCGCUCUGAACAGAGGAGACCUCGUCCAAGCCGGGGCAGCCUCCCGGAAAGCUCGAGCCUUGGUCCUCUUCAGCCUGCUUUUUGGCGUCUUUAUCUCCGUCAGCUGGGUGAUUUACGUCGUGGUGGCUCUCUAUCUGUGAUCCCGGAUGGCCAGAUCUGUCCCGGUCGGUCGCUCUAGGACACCUCAUUCCUCUGCGAAUGCACAUUGGGUCGAGGCGCACACAGGAAGAACUCGUGCAGCCGUUUGAGGCCAUGAGGCAAAGCAGGCCGCUGGUUCUCUGCCCCCGCAAAGGCUGCCAUGCGGAACUGGGAGCGAAUUCCAGAACUGGCUUCUCCUCAGCUUUUCCCUCGAGCACAGGAGGCCGGAGUGCCAAUUCUACUAGCAGAAGGAGGCAGUUUUUAAGAAGGGGAGGGAAAGGCACCAAAGAAGAUGAUGAUGAUGAUGAUAUUGGAUUGAUAUCCUGCCCUAUACCCUGAAUCUCAGAGUCUCAGAGCGGCUCACAAUCUCCUUUAUCUCCCUCCCCUCACAACAGACACCCUAUGAAAUAGGUGGGGCUGAGAGAGCUCUUAUAGCAGCUGCCCUUUCAAGGACAGCUCUGUGAGAGCUAUGGCUGACCCAAAGCCAUUCCAGCAGGUGCAAGUGGAGGAAUGGGGGAAUCAAACCCGGUUCUCUCAGAUAAGAGUCUGCGCACUUAACCACUACACCAAACUGGCUCUCAAGUCGAUUAUGAUGCAAAGAGUCGAUGCAAAUGACAAAUGUAUCAAGGAAGGGGAAUGGAAUGAAGGGCUGGGACACUGGACAGUUGUGCUCAAAUCUAGGUCUAAAGGUGCCUCGAACACAUGUGCGCAUUCAGGGAACUGCCUUAUAUCGAACCAGACCACUAAUUCAUUGAUGUCAGUAUUCCCUGUGAGUCUUGUGAGCAAAAAUUCUACUUUGUGAGCUGCUGGCAUUAACACUGUGUACUGCUGCAUGGAUUAGUGUGCUCUGGGGUCAUCCUUCCUGAACUAAGACAAAAAGGUGUGAGCUGGAGGCUAAAAAUCUGUGAGCUAGCUCAUGCUAACUCAGCUUAGAGGGAACACUGUUGUCUACUCAGAUUGGCAGCAGCUCUCUGGGGUCUCAAGUUGAGGUUUCGCACGUCACCUGCUGCUUGGUCUUCUUGACUGGAGAUACCAGGGAUUGAACAUGGGGCUUUCUGCAUGCAAAACAGAGGAGCUUCCACUGAGCCACCCCCCCCCCCUUGUGUUCUCUGACACUGAAUCUCUGAUGGCAGCAGCCUGAGCUGGAAAAAAAAGGGGCUCAGAGCUGCACAUCCCUCUGCCAGAAGUAAGGCUGCCAACCUCCAGGUGGGGCCUGGAGAUCACUCAGUAAACCAGCUGAUCUCCAGAGAACACAGAUCAGCAGAUAGGAACCAGGCAGAAGAGGACAGUGUGCCAUUGGCAUUGAUUAAAGGGGCCAAACAUGGCGCAGAGUGGUAAAAGCUGCAGCACUGCAGUCCAAAGCUCUGCUCAUGACCCGAGUUCGAUCCAUCCCUAAAUCUCCAGGAGUUUCCCAACUUGGAUGUGGCAACCCUCCCCCUCUGAUCCCGUGCCGGUGGCUGGGGGAAAGGGGGACCUGGCUACCCUAUCCUGUUGGUGCCUGCAUCCAGGCCUCAUUUUGGGCAGGAGCUGACAGGAGCAGAGCUCCGGAACCUCUAAAUUUUAUUGUGCUCUUUCUCUCAAAACCUCCCCCCCCCCUUCCCUGAGCUCCAUUGUUCAACCCCCCCGAGAGAAUUUUGCUGAGCUCUAAGAUUUGACAAAGUUUCUAAUAUUUCCCCCAUUAAAAAAUGGGAAAAUAACCAAACAUAAAGCAGACAGCUGGAAAUCUUCAUCAUGCCACUGUGGCUACCUGGGAGAAAGGAAUUUAAAAAGUAUAAGGGGAGCAGUGUUCCCUCUAAGCUGAGUUAGUGAGAGCUAGCUCAGUUUUUUAGCCGCUGACGCACACAUUUCUGUCAUCGCUCAGAAAAAUUGUCCUAGAACAGGCUGAUGUAUGCAGUAGCUCACCACUUUAAUGCCAGUAGCUCCCAAAGUAGUAUUUUUGCUCACAAGACUCCUCAGUUUAGAGGGAGCAUUGGAUGGGAGGAAGGUUUCAUUAUAACCAUUAUAAUUCAAGAAACGUUUCAGCGUAGAUGCUGAGCUGAUAUAAUUUAGCCCACCCUCUGGUGAUGUCAGGAGUGUGUGGCCUAUGCAAAGGAGGUGUGCUUAUGAGCUCCGGUACUUCUUUUUCUACAGAAUGACCCAUGCCUGCAUCGUUUCAUCAUUAACAACAAGAACACAUCUCAAGUCUGCAGUUGACAGCCAACAGGAUAUAACUAGCAAACCCAGUUGCCUUUCCAGAGACAGAGAGAUGCAGCAGCCGGAACAACUGGCCCCUGGGCAGAAAACUUGGGGACAGAAAGCAGCCACCUGGCUUUCUUUUUGUCUUUAGAGUUGCCAACUGACCUGAAAGAGAGCCUAGCGGGCUCACAUGCCAUUCACAACAGCCUGAUGUGCCGAAAUCGGCAGCUAAAACUUUUCCUAGCAGGGGGGACAAAUGCUUCCAGCUGCCUUCCUCUGUAUUUCAAGCUGCAGGUUGUUAAAUGUUGUUGCUGGGCGGGGGGGUUCCGUCUGUUUUUUUUUUUUUAAAGGUUGUCAGCUCUCUUCUCCUUCCCAGAGGAGUCCUGCCAGAAAAGCUAGACACAAAGCAGAGAUUUAGGUUACGUUUUCAGCACCGAUAGCAAUUUUUGUUAAAGACCACCCACCGCGGCCUCAGGACAUCAAAAUUCAAGUCAGUUCCAAAGAACUAAACUGGCUGAAUUUCAAAGUGUGGCCAGCAGAGGGCAGGAGUUCCUUCUUACAAAGACGGUAGCAGAAGCGAGUUCUCCAGUAGUUGCAGGUACCUUGCAGACGUCUGGCCGGCAGUGAGGGAUGGUUGAUGCUGGUUGCUGCACACGCUGGCCAUUCGCCGGGGUCUGUAAGAUGCUGCACUUCCAGGGCUCUGCAGCAGAACAGCCCUUCUCCACGCGCUGCUGCCAUAGCCGGGGCAGGAACACAAAGGGGUCUGACUCGCCCCGACCCUUCACAGCCAGCAAUUCCUACAUGCUCUGGGGUUUAGAUGCUGCGAUUCUGCAGGCUGCACCUCUAGGAGUUCCGUCGGUCAGAAGGUGGCGAUGCUUGGCUGCUCAGGGGGAAGUCUGAUGGACAAAGGUUGGCGGGGAGAAAUCUAGAAGGAGAGGGGCUUUGUCCCACAUUAGAUGUCAGAAAUAAUAAAGUGUAUUUCACAUUG
Heteronotia binoei (common prickly gecko) is the source of this 4033-nucleotide messenger RNA. RefSeq names its product proline rich transmembrane protein 1B (gene PRRT1B). NCBI's taxonomy places the organism in Eukaryota, Metazoa, Chordata, Lepidosauria, Squamata, Gekkonidae. Bases 198 to 872 code for a protein of 224 amino acids. The transcript has 4 exons. Gene Ontology annotation, cellular component: membrane. The record is from RefSeq and is a predicted model, not a curated record.